Drosophila novamexicana is the source of this 1259-nucleotide messenger RNA. RefSeq names its product probable low-specificity L-threonine aldolase 2. The transcript has 6 exons. The record is from RefSeq and is a predicted model, not a curated record. Gene Ontology annotation, cellular component: cytosol. Gene Ontology annotation, molecular function: L-allo-threonine aldolase activity. Gene Ontology annotation, biological process: glycine biosynthetic process; L-threonine catabolic process. The coding region runs from base 42 to 1181 and encodes 379 amino acids. NCBI's taxonomy places the organism in Eukaryota, Metazoa, Arthropoda, Insecta, Diptera, Drosophilidae.
UUUGUUCCCGCAAUAAGUAUCUGCUCUUUGAAAAGCAUAAAAUGUCUGCUAAUAUUGUUGACCUGCGCUCGGACACCGUCAGUCUGCCCACGCCCGAGAUGCGGGAACGCAUGGCCGCCGCUGUGGUGGGCGACGAUGUCUACGGCGAGGAUCCCACUGUUGCUGAGCUGCAGGCGAAGACUGCGGCAAUUUUCGGCAAGGAGGCUGGCCUGUUUGUGCCCAGCGGCACCAUGGGAAAUCUUUUAGCUGUUAUGGUUCAUUGCAACCGACGCGGCUCGGAGGCCAUUGUGGGAGAUUUAUCACAUAUCUUUCUCUAUGAACAAGGUGGUUCCGCGCAUUUGGCUGGCGUGCAAUUAGCCACGAUAAGGAACCAGCAGGACGGCACCUUUAGCUUAGAGGAGUUGCGGCACAAGAUACGCCAGUAUGAGGACUGCCAUGAGCCGGUUACCUCCUUAGUUGUUGUGGAGAACACCCACAACAUUUGCGGUGGCAAGGUGAUGCCUCUUUCAUAUCUGGAUGAGCUGGUGGCAUUGGUACGUGAUUCUGGCCUGGGCAUUGUUCGUAUCGGCCUGCACAUGGACGGCGCCCGGGUGUUUAAUGCGGCAGCAGCUUUAGGCGUUAGUGUUGAACGCAUCGCCCGUGGCUUCGACUCAGUGUCCGUUUGUCUGAGCAAGAGCUUGUCCGCACCGGUGGGCUCCGUUCUGGUCGGCUCUAAGGCUUUCAUUGCGGAAGCUCACCGACUUCGCAAAGCCUUGGGUGGUGGCAUGCGGCAGGUGGGCAUCUUGGCAGCUGCCGGCCUGGUGGCCCUUGAGCAGGUGGUGCCGCUGCUGGCUAAAGACCAUGAACAUACGUUGCGCAUUGCAAAAAGCAUUGAGCAACUUCGGAGCCCUAAUGUAACCGUGGAUUUGGCAACUGUGCAAAGCAACAUUCUGCUGGUACAGAUUAAGCAGCCCAAGUUGACUGCCAAUCAGUUUGCCGAACGUCUGGCAGUUGUCGAGCCGGAUGAGCUGACAGCUGGUGUAGCCGGCAAAAACGGAGCGGGCAUCAUAGUCAAGGCCAGCGCACGCAAUUGGGAGUUUAUGCGUCUAGUGUUCUAUCACCAGGUGGACGACGAACUGGUCGAGCUGGCCAUUAAGAAACUCACGUAUGUCAUAAAACAGUACGAUGCACGUUGGCCCUGAAUCUUGUAUCCCUUAAACCCUGCCAAAUUUGUAUUAACUGAUAACAAAAACUAGAAUAAAGCCGGGAACACAAAAUAA